AUGCAUUAAAUCAUUAUAGUAUACUUUAAUAAAAAGUUUUCUAUAUUGAGGUUUUUUUUGAGUAUCNAUUAUGUUUAUUCAUUAAGCUUAAAUGAAAAAUAAAAUAAAUUGUUAUCUUGUUCAGCUGAUUCAAAAAAAAUAGUAAUAGAAUUGUAAAAGUCAGAUAGAAAAUGGUAUGUUAUAUAAAAGAUAGAAGUAGAAUAGUAUGGGUAUAGAUUAUGUUUUAUUAAUGAUAAUUAAUUUAUAUUCUAACCUUAUUGUAAAGAAUACACUUAUGUAUAUGAGAUGGAUAAAAAUACUCGAUAAUUUAUGAAAACUAAGGAAAUUGCUGUUAAGUGUGGUUAAAGCAGUGAUUAUUAUUUAUUUCCCUAGCAAUACUUAAAAUCUAAAUCCCUCCUGGUAAAUAAGAAUGCCAGAAAUAUAAAUAUAAUAUAAAAGAAAGAUAAUGGUGAUUUUAUCAUUAACUAACCAAUUGAAUUUGAUACUUAUUAUUUUUAUGGAUAAUUAAGUAAUGAUGGAGAGUAUUUGAUUGUUUGGGACGAUAAAUUAAAGGAAAUAUAAAUAAGAAAAAGGAAGGAAUUAUGA
Molecule: messenger RNA, 585 nt
Organism: Paramecium primaurelia
Lineage: Eukaryota; Ciliophora; Oligohymenophorea; Peniculida; Parameciidae
Source: the annotation of a GenBank genome assembly